UUUCUUGUUACACCUCAGCAGCCAAGUGACUGGGCAACACAGUGAAAGGUUUCCUUAACUCUUUCGUGCCUCUUAUGGAGUGAAAUCAAGGGACUAAGAAAAUGGCACCAUUAACUGAAAAGCCUGAAUCAAGAGAUAAACAAAAUCCAGAAGUGAAAAAGGCAAGUCCCUCCACCACAAUGAGCUCUGAACGCAAAGAAAUUGAUGUUGCAAAAACUGUCGUCAAUGGGCUGAGCAGCAAUGGACAAGAAAAAGCUGUUGACGUCCCUUUAUGUACACGCUCUAUUUCUGCCGUUAAAAUAAUCCCUGUGAAGAAAGUGAAAAGUUCUCCUCACCUAGUGCUGCCUACAGAAACGGAUCCCACUAAAGUCUGCAGCGGAAAAGGAGCUGUGACCCUCCGGGCAUCUCCAGCCUAUGAAGAGAAUCAGAACAUCACUUCGCCAUGUCCUCAGGAUGUUGAGCAACCUGAAAGUCUGGAGCCAGAAAACCCAGAAACAGAUGAUUGGAGGUCGUCAUCUAACACUGAUGCCAAUGGGGAUGCCCAACCAUCUUCUCUGGCUGCCAAGGGUUAUAGGAGUGUGCGUCCGAACCUUUCCUCAGACAGCAAGCCACAGGCCCUUGCUCCUCCCCGUCCUCCUCUUCCCAAAGAGGAAAGCUUUGCAUGGCGUCCUCGCACUGACACUAAAGUGACCAACCUGUUGCCAGUGCCCAUCAUGGACUGCGUGUACCUGAAUGCACCCAAGCCUUAUACGCAGCGUGCAUCACCAAAUGCCAGUGCACGCUGUUAUUUCUCAUCACCUACCCCCUAUGGGGCCAUCCUCGGUGGGAAGCAAGGCUUGCCAGCAGGGCAUUCUCACUCUUCAGGCCCCAAAGGUGAGGUGCAUGCUGGGCAGCCACUCUUAGAAGGUCGCUCCUCGUUGGAUGCAUCAUCCAUACAACGUAACCCUGACAGGGCAGAUCCCAGUAGUAAGGCUGGAAUGAAUUCCAGUCAUGAGACGAAGGCGGAUAAAAAGGUCACCAAACUAUAUGUAGCUUGUUUAUCUAACAGCACUUGCUUAGCUGCAUCUGAAAAUUCCACUGGCACCACACAUGACCCAGCAGCCAGCACCAGUUUGGGCGCUGAGCUCACUCAGGCACCAGCCACCGACAUUGUUUCCUCUGUAACAGAUACUGGAAAGUCUCUUCCUGCUCCUCCUCCUCCUCCUAUUCCUCCCAGGCCGUACUUUUACAUUGUCCUCAGUAAAGACGCAGUUAGUUAUGGUGCGGGCCAACCCUCCUGGACUCAGUCGUCACCUCCGCAAGCUGUGAGGGACAGAGUGCUAGAGCCCCAGAGCACAACUGCCACAGAGGACAGGAUGAGAAAAGAGCCUUACCUUACUCAGCAGCGACAGCCACCAUACAAGGCAAUGGGACGCAGCAUGGACGCCACUGCCACCACCACAGCUCAGCCUGGGGUUAUAGUAGUCCCCCUCCUCCAGGUUAAUCCAGACAGACAGCAAGAAGGCAGCUCCAGCACUCCGCCACCGCCUCUGGUUCCUUUUGGGCAAGGCUCCGUAUUCCCUGAGACUGUUUCUCCUGGCUCACCCUUGACUUUUCCGACUCUAGACGAUUUCAUUCCCCCACAUCUCCAGAGGGGUUCCCACCAUAACCAAGCACCCUCUGCAUCUGGCACAUUACCCUCUGUUUACCCGAAACUGCCAUUCUUCUCAUCACCACCUUCACUUGUCCCUCCAGUCACGGGGGCUUUGCACAGGGGCUUGAAGCCUGAAAUCACUGGAGUCAUCUCACAUACAGACCCAGGUCCUGUGCUAAAUGAAGUGCCCCAGCCUGGCACUGGCACUGACUAUCCAACCUCCUUCACUUCAAUCAACAAGUCUUCCUCUGCCUAUCCCUCUACCACAAUCGUCAAUCCCACUAUUGUCCUCUUGCAGCACAAUCGAGAACAGCAAAAAAGGCUUAGUAGCCUGGCAGAUUCAGUGCCAGACAGACUAGUUUCUGAUAAAGUUGAUUCAGCACUCAUACAGGACAAGCCGGUUCAGGAGACAGUGCCAAGUGAGAAGAGGGCAAUGGAGGAGAAGAGAAGCAUUGUCAAGAGCCCGCAGCACAUGGCUGAUACCUCCAUCGAUGAUAUUGGCAUUCCACUGAGGAAUACAGACAGAUCGAAGGACUGGUACAAGACGAUGUUCAAACAGAUCCACAAGCUAAAUAGAGACACUCCUGAAGAAAACCCUUAUUGCCCUACCUACAUAUUUCCUGAACUUCCUGAAAUCCAGCAAAAAACUGAAGAAGACAAUCCUUAUUCUCCUACAUACCAGUUUCCUGCGUCUACUCCUAGUCCUAUCUCUGAAGAUGAAGAUUCUGAUUCAUACUCUCCUCGUUAUUCCUAUUCUGAGGACAGCAGAACCCAGCUUUCAGUUCCCCGCUCCAAGAGUGAGACGGACAAUAUUGAUUCAGAGAAGGUUGUUAAGAGGUCUGCCACUUUGCCACUGCCAAACCGUACUUCAUCACUGAAAUCAAGCCCAGAAAGGACUGACUGGGAGCCUCCAGACAAGAAGGUGGACACCAGAAAAUACCGUGCAGAGCCCAGGAGCAUUUAUGACUAUCAGCCAGGGAAGUCCUCGGUUCUGAACAAUGAAAAGAUGACUCGGGAUAUAAGCCCAGAAGAGAUAGAUUUAAAGAAUGAACCUUGGUAUAAAUUCUUUUCGGAAUUGGAGUUUGGGAAACCGCCUCCAAAAAAGAUUUGGGAUUAUACUCCUGGAGAUUGCUCUAUCCUUACUAGAGAGGAUAGAAAGACUGAUCUAGAAAAAGACCUCUACCUCUACCAGACUGAGUUAGAGGCAGAUUUAGAAAAAAUGGAGAAGCUUUAUAAAGCGCCACAUAAAAAGCCACAGAAGAAUACAGCAGGUGUUACUCCUCUGGAAACUUCCACAGACCAUUCUUCCUACUCCACAUAUUCACCCAACUACCAUGCAGUGAAGAGGGAGUCAGAACCAGCACUGGUGGACCCUGCUGGCUUGGAGAAUGAAAGGCAGAUUUACAAGAGUGUGCUGGAAGGUGGAGAUAUCCCGUUCCAGGGGCUGAGUGGUCUCAAGCGACCUUCUAGCUCUGCUUCCACAAAAGAUUCAGAAUCACCAAGGCAUUUUGCACCAGUUGAUUACAUGGAAACUCCAGAAGAAAUUAUCCGCAGACGGCAUGACGAUAAAGAGAAACUUUUAGAGGACCAGAGACGGCUUAAACGUGAGCAAGAAGAAGCUGAUAUUGCAGCUAGAAGGCACACAGGGGUUAUUCCAACGCACCAUCAGUUUAUCACUAAUGAGCGAUUUGGGGACCUCCUAAAUGUAGACGAUACAGCAAAGAGGAAAUCUGGGUCAGAGAUGAGACCUGCUAGAGCCAAGUUUGACUUUAAAGCACAGACGCUAAAGGAACUUCCUCUACAAAAAGGAGAUAUUGUUUACAUUUACAAGCAGAUUGACCAGAACUGGUAUGAAGGUGAACACCAUGGCAGAGUUGGCAUCUUCCCACGAUCAUACAUAGAGCUCCUCCCACCAGCUGAGAAAGCUCAGCCCAAAAAGCCAUCACCGUUGCAAGUAUUGGAAUAUGGAGAUGCUGUUGCUAAGUUCAACUUUAAUGGGGAUACCCAAGUGGAAAUGUCCUUCAGAAAGGGUGAAAGGAUCACGUUGAUUCGACGAGUGGAUGAGAAUUGGUAUGAAGGAAAAAUAUCUGGCACCAGUCGCCAAGGCAUCUUCCCUGUCACUUACGUGGAGGUGCUCAAACGGCCAGUGGUCAAGAAUGCCAUCGAUUAUCCUGACCCACCAAUGUCCCUCUCCCCUAACCGCAGCAUGACAGCUUCACCACAGUCUCCCAGCUCUGAGCUGCUCCAUACACCAACUCCUCCGCCUUUGCCUUUCGCACGCCGCGCCUUAUCUCCAGAGGUGCAGGCGGUCACAUCUGAGUGGAUUGCUCUGACCGUGGGAGUGUCUCCUAGCACCACUCCUGCCAUAACUCCUCCAUUGCCUCCUCCGCCUGAAGCCUCCCUCUCUCACACUGACUAUCUCUCGCCUUCUGCUGCAGCCAGCCCUUCCCCCACAGUCAGCCUCCACCACUCUCAUCUCUCUGGCUCCUCGACUCCCAGGUCCAUUAAAUCCCCAUUGCCCUCUUACUCAUCCAGACCUCAGUACUCCGCUUGCAGUUUCUAUCAGGUCACUCCGCAAAGCGAAGAAAAGUUUGUUGGCUCCCCUUCUCCCAGCGUGAGCUACUCUAACUCCCCUCGCUGGGCAGUGGAGAGCCCCGAAAGCGUCCUCGCAGAGCAGUGUGACACCACUGGCAGCCAAGCCUGGCUCCAAAAGACUAGAGAGGGCAGCAGCAACCCCGAGCAGGGUGCUCAUGCUGUUCCCAAGAUCUCUGUCGAGCCCUGCCUGAAACCAUCCCAACUAGACAUGCGUGUGAGCCCAGAAAAGAGACCUGUGAGUUCCUCUGAGGACAACCAGUUGUGUCAGGAGCUAAUGGCUAUUGUGCAGGGUGGUAAAACAGAGAAAAGAGGCGUGAGGAAAGGUGAUCUGGGAAAGUUUCAAAGCGGGGAAAAGAAGACUGCAGACUCAAAAGCAUUCUCUUCAUCUGCUCCUCUCUCUUCCUCUGCCCUCUCUUCCUCUACUGUCACAACACAGCCACCUCCCAGACUUACACGCAGAGUCAAUAAGCCACAGCCUUCCCACCAUUCAUUGAGAGCUGGACCAGAUCUCACAGAGUCUGAAAAGAGCUAUGUGGAAGCUGUUUGCAAUGAGAUCAUAAACAUUGCAGAAAAAUCUGUUCAUUACUGCAGUACUGUUUCUCAGCCUCUUGACUCUCGCCACAAGGUGACCUCUAAUGACCAUAAACCAUCUCUCAUCAUUUCUCAGCAACCUCAAGCACAGCAGCAAGGAGCCAGCCCUGACAGAAGUCAAACACCACGAGACAUAGUUAGCUACCAAGCCCUCUACAGCUACACUCCUCAGAACGAUGAUGAGCUGGAACUGAGGGACGGUGACAUUGUCGAUGUCAUGGAGAAAUGUGAUGACGGCUGGUUUGUGGGUACGUCCAGGAGAACGAGGCAAUUCGGCACCUUCCCAGGCAACUACGUGAAGCUUCUGUACCUGUAAAAUAACAGUGAACCCACCGUGACAGUGACGGGGUUGUUUUCCAGAUGGUGUUUUUAAACAGUGAAGAAACAGACAAUUUAUGAAUGUAAUAGACAAGAGACGAGACGUGUUAGGAGGAUGUGGUUAUGUGGUACAGUAUUGAGUUGAAUGUGUAGCCCUGCUUCCACAGAUUCAGGGUGUGAUUUGUUUGCUGAAGAAGAGACAGUUUCUAGUUUACAGUGCUGCCUUUGUGUAUUCCUCUCCCCUCCCCAGCAAGAGUUCUGGUGAUAAUCUUAAUUUGUAUGGAGUAUUUACCUCUGAGAAGACUUCAGGGAAGCACAUGGUAUAGGUUUUGUUUGUGUGUUGAGAUAGGAUAGUGCUUUGGGGCAGUACGCAGCCUUGCAGCUGCUCCCUUUCACUGGCAAGGUUCAGGGAGGCCAGGCUUUCUGCCCGCUUUCUGCCUCACUGAAGACUCACUUUGCUCUGCCUUCCACUUCCAUAGAAAACCCUUCCUUCAUGUCGUGCACCUUAAGACCCAGCAGAGGCAGAGGACAGCUGAUACGGUUAAACCGCAGAGCUCUGUGUGGAAAAGGAGUUUGGGACUGGUGGUUUAAUGCAGAGAGGUCAGCCAAAGCAUAAUGCAAACGUGCAAAAAUCCCAAACCCUUUAAUAACGUAUUACCUAUCUCUGCAGGGUUUUUUUCCUUUGUGCAGGGGGUGUGUGUGUGUUGAGUGUAUUGUGUGCAUCAAAACGAACUGAGUCCUGUUUUUGAACAGAAGCCUGGCUUUGACAUUUAUCUGCACAAAGAAUAGAACCAAUAAACAGAACAUCCGUGAGAGCAAAUCCUGUUUAUGAGUCCUACGGCCGUUCACUUUCUCUGCUGCUCCUGCCCUGUUGCUGGCCCUAAAGGAUCACACGCUUUUCGAAGCAUACUCUUGGGGAUGAGGACUUUGCUUCUUUCCCGGCAUUAAGUCUUAGAGGCUCUGAUAAAUCCGAGCAACAUACCACUGAGGGUGCCUUUUUUUUUCUUUUUGGUUACAGUGUCGAUGGUAGGUCUCAAAUAAAUACAUGCAUUUUGGCUGCCUCUUAGUCAUACAAAAAAGUCUAAUCAAUUUGGAAGGCUGUUCCCAGCAGUUAUUACCAGUUACAUAGAUUUGUAUUUCCUUGAGGAAAAAAAAAACAUGGCUUGGCUGUUUGCUUGCCUGUAAAUCCACUAUGAAUACUCUUUUGAUAGACAUUUUGUUAUUAAGAAAAAGCAUAAACAAAACCAGUUCUAUCAGACUCUGCUUCCUACAGUUACCAUACAAAUAGCAAAGGGUUAGAUUGCUAUUUUGUCAUAAGCCGUAUUUAAUAAUAUAAAAUGCCUAUUUUUAUGCUGAUGCUUUUAUACAGAUUUAUUAAGAGUAACUACAACUAACUGUUAGCACGACUUGCAAUGUUUUGAUAAACUAGCCAUGCUCCUGGGUUUGAAAUCAAGUAGGCUUGUCUUCCGCCUAGGUCAGCGGAAGAGAAGACUCAAGUGUCUCAGAAGUUUGACUGUAAAUAUGUAUAUUUAAUUUUGUACAGACAAUGUACUUACCUUGUAUAGAAAAAUAAUUUAAACACAUUGAGUGAAGGGAGGAAACAAAAGGCAGUUGUGAAAGGUUGGGAUUUUUUUCCACUUUUAUUUAAAUGAUGGAAUUCCAUGUAUGUUCACAUAAAGAGUUUUAGCACAAAAUAGCCAUUAUGAAAGGGUUUCAGAUAUGACACAAAGUACCACUGUUUCUUUUCUGCAGGAGAUACCUUUAAUCCUGCAUCUUAUUUAUGGGUUUGUUUUUCUGCUUUGGGUUUGCCCUCCAGUUAUUUGCAGCAAUAUUUAGGCCUGUUGCUAAGAUUGGAUAACACCAAAUUAAUCUAUCCAGCAAAGUAACAUGAUGAUACUGACUGUAUAUAACAUACUCAUUUAAAGGUUUAUUUUUCCUUCUUGCUCUUGCCAUUUUAAGUUACACACACACACACACACACACACACACAAACCGCAACUUAUUUUUGUGUUGAUUUUUUGUUUCUUAUUGCAGUGGAUUACUAUUUGAGAAUUAAUAAAUGGAAUUAUUGAAUUACUAUUGUGUUCCUUGUACAAAUUAUUAAAUAAAGUCUAUUCCCGCUCUUCCUG
Aptenodytes forsteri (emperor penguin) is the source of this 7266-nucleotide messenger RNA. It is a transcript of the gene SORBS1, whose product is annotated as sorbin and SH3 domain containing 1. The coding region runs from base 102 to 5135 and encodes 1677 amino acids. The transcript has 35 exons. The record is from RefSeq and is a predicted model, not a curated record. Gene Ontology annotation, molecular function: protein binding. Lineage: Eukaryota; Metazoa; Chordata; Aves; Sphenisciformes; Spheniscidae. Gene Ontology annotation, biological process: cell-substrate adhesion. Gene Ontology annotation, cellular component: cell-substrate junction; cytoplasm; nucleus.